This is a messenger RNA of Trichoderma reesei QM6a, 2171 nucleotides long. RefSeq lists its product as uncharacterized. Bases 153 to 2171 code for a protein of 672 amino acids. NCBI's taxonomy places the organism in Eukaryota, Fungi, Ascomycota, Sordariomycetes, Hypocreales, Hypocreaceae. Gene Ontology annotation, cellular component: mitochondrion; cytoplasm. Gene Ontology annotation, biological process: arginyl-tRNA aminoacylation; mitochondrial translation. The record is from RefSeq and is a predicted model, not a curated record. Gene Ontology annotation, molecular function: ATP binding; arginine-tRNA ligase activity. The transcript has 12 exons.
UGCUUCUUCAGCAGCCACUGACCACCGCCGCCAGGCCCUUGACGUCCUUGCGUGAGUCGAACUAUUCAGCUUUAAGCAGUCAGCAGGCGACCUGCAGGAAUUCCUUCAAGAACCUCCCCUUCACUCUCUACCGCUCAAGAGGCUUCGCAACCAUGGCUCAGACUGCGGGCAUCGACCAGCUCACAAAGCUGGUCAACGGCCUGACGCUCGACGCCGUCACCGAAAAGUACCCCCAGGCUCACCCCGAAAUCAACCCUCUGGACCUCUACAGGGCACACCUCAGCAAUGUCCUCGCAGGCAUCUCCGGCGUGGACUCUCAGAUUGUGUAUCCCGCCAUCAACUGGACAACCGGCCUCGACAAGGGUGACUUUGUCCUUGCCGUGCCUGCGCUGAGGAUCAAGGGCCAGAAGCCGGAUGCCCUCGCCAACAAGUGGGCUGAAGAGUUCCCCCAAGAUGACGCCCUGUUUGACAAGCCCACAACAAGCGGUCCCUUCAUGUCAUUUUUCCUCAAGGGAGCCCCGCUGUCCAAGUCUCUGAUUCCCAUGAUCCGAAAUCUUGGUGAAGAAUAUGGCCGUAACCGAUUCAACGGCCUGAGGGAUCCCAAGGACCCCAGCCAGGGCAAGAAGCGCAUUAUUGUCGAGUUCAGCUCUCCAAACGUUGCCAAGCCCUUCCAUGCCGGCCAUCUCCGAUCAACCAUCAUCGGUAGCUUCCUGGCCAACCUCUACGAGGGCAGCGGCUGGGACGUGGUUCGAAUGAACUACCUGGGAGAUUGGGGUAAGCAGUAUGGACUGCUGGCUCUGGCCUAUGAAAAGUACGGCAACGAAGAGGCUCUUCUCAAGGAUCCCAUUGAUCAUCUGUUCAAGCUCUACGUUCAGAUCAACGCCGAGAUGACUGCAGAGAAGGAGGCCAUCGAGGCGCAAAAGAAGGAGGGCAAGGAUGUUACCGAGCUUGAAGCCAACAGCCUGGACGAGCAAGCUCGUCGGUACUUCAAGCGUAUGACCGAUAGGGACCCGGAGGUGCUCAAGCAGUGGCAAAAGUUCCGCGACCUCAGCAUUGAGCGAUACAAAAAAACAUAUGCACGACUCAACAUUGCCUUUGACAAGUACAGCGGUGAGAGUCAAGUCUCAGAAGAGGCCAUGGCCAAGCUUGCUGUGGAGAUGGAAGAGAAGGGCAUCUCCCGAGUGGACAACGGCGCCACGCUUGUCGACUUUACCCAGCUUCUGCCCGGCAAGGAGGGCAAGCGACUGGGUGUAGCGGUCAUCCGAAAGAGGGACGGUACUGCGCUGUACCUGACCCGCGACGUUUGCGAGCUGCUUUCCCGAUACGAAACCUACAAAUACGACAAGAUGAUCUACGUCGUGGCGAGUGCGCAGGAUCUCCACCUCAAGCAGCUCUUUGAGAUUGUCAAGCUGCUCGGCUACAAGGACAUUGCCGAGCGCUGCCAGCACAUCAACUUUGGCCUGGUUCUGGGCAUGAGCACCAGGAAAGGCACCGUCAAGUUCUUGGACGACAUCUUGAGGGACUGCGCAGACCACAUGCACGAGACGAUGAAGAAGAACCAGGAAAAGUACGCUCAGGUCGAGAACCCCGAGGCCACGGCCGAUAUCCUGGGCAUCAGCAGUGUCAUGGUCCAGGACAUGAGCGGAAAGAGGAUCAACAACUACACGUUCAACAUGGAGGCCAUGACCUCGUUCGAGGGCGACACGGGCCCCUACCUGCAGUACGCCCACUCGCGACUCUGCUCCAUCAAGCGCCGCGCCAACUUGACCGACGAGGAGCUGCAGAGCGCGGACCUGUCCCUGCUGACGGAGCAGCACGCCGUCAACGUCGUGCGCAUGCUCUCGCAGUACCCCGACACGGUCCAGAACACGCUCAAGACGCUGGAGCCCACGACGGUGCUCACGUACCUGUUCAAGAUGUCGCACGCCGUGAGCAGCAGCUACGACCACCUGCAGGUCGUUGGCAGCGAGAAGGAGCUGAUGAAGGCCCGCAUGGCGCUGUACGACGCCGCCCGCAUCGUCCUGGCCAACGGCAUGAAGCUGCUUGGCUUGACGCCCCUGGAGAGGUACGCCUUGAAGGCCCCUGUUUUUUUGGGGGAAAAAAAAACCCACUUGCAAUGCCCCUUACGGUUGUUUUCCUUCUUGAAACUGACUUGUCUAUCCAGGAUGUAA